Molecule: messenger RNA, 2103 nt
Organism: Babesia microti strain RI
Lineage: Eukaryota; Apicomplexa; Aconoidasida; Piroplasmida; Babesiidae
Product: Eukaryotic translation initiation factor 4G
Exons: 1
Coding region: 1-2103 (700 amino acids)
Cellular component (GO): eukaryotic translation initiation factor 4F complex
Molecular function (GO): mRNA binding; protein binding; translation initiation factor activity
Source: RefSeq, a predicted model, not a curated record
AUGGAGUUGAAGAGAGAGAACCAUGCUUUUUCUGAAAAAUCCCAACAAAAUUUCGAAGCCAGUAAUGACAUAGCAGCUUCACACGGAACUAAGGUCCAAACUCCGGCGGAGGUGCAGGGCGCCGUCCCUUCCGCCACAUCGCAGUCAAAUAACACUCCAUCCCACACUAAUCGACUUGACCCAGUAAAAAAUAUAAAAAAUAACUCCAUAUCGCAAAUUGUUUCCCGCAACUCACUCUCCAAAAAAAUUAAUAACGGCAGCGCAGCUGGCGUCGUAGAGGAGACUAGUAGGGGUACCAUGUGCGAAAAAAAGGUCUGGAUACCUCCACAAAAAAGAAACCCAAGCAUUUCUAGGGAGGAAGCCAUCACUAGACAAGUCAAUUCCAUGCUUAACAAACUCACCAUCGAAAAAUUCGAGACCAUAGCUGAUAAAAUUGCAGUACUCGUGGAAAAAACAACUUCGGUUGGCGAACUAAAUCUUAUCGCCAAUUUGGUGUUGGACAAAGCGGUUAUAGAACCUGAUUGGAGCGAAAUGUAUGCUGAUCUCUGUCAAAUUCUGAAGUGGCGCGCGCCACAUUUUGAAGCCCAGGGAAAGUUCUCCUUUUCCACUUGCCUGCUAAGUAAAAUACAACACGAGUACGAAUGUAUGCCUAGAGAACUAAGCCCAUAUACUGCUGAUGACGCAGGGUCACACAAGCUAAAGAAGAGGUUGCUGGGCAUUGUCAAGAUAAUUGGGGAGCUAUUUUUGCGCAAGAUGUUUGGCUUCAAAGUAAUAAAUUCUCUCGUCAUAGACCUAGUUAUAUCCAGAGAAGAACCUUUCGAGCACUUUAUUGAGUGCUUUCUACAGCUAAUAUACACAACUGGCUACUACAUCGAGCAAUCUACGUACAAUCCUGCACUGGACAUGUGGUUUGGCAGGCUGACCGAAUUAAUGGGCAGAAAAGUCUACUCCAAAAGAAUAAAGUACGUUAUGCAGGAUGUUUUGGAUUUGAGGAAGAGCAACUGGAAGAAAAAUUUGCACAGGGAAACUGCCAAGGCGUUGAGCGAGUUGCGUUACCAGGUGGAGGCGGAAGAUAUUGUAGGAGGCCAUCACUUGGCCGCUCAGUAUGGUAACAUAGUUACUGUGGGCCAAAGAGUCAACAUAAGUUCGAAUCUUGCAUACGGAAACUACAUGCGAGCGCAGGAGAUGCUGGCAAAUGAGAGGGCCAAAGAAAGAUCGGUCAUUAAACCCGAGCUUGAGAAGUUGGAUUCAUUCACCUUUCCACAAAUUGAUUUCAAAUACAGCUUUGUGGAUGCAGCUCCGACGGAUGCCAUUUCGGAGGAGGCGUCUCCGAAAAUUUCUAAAAUGACGCAUCCUGUGAACAGGGAGGUCAAUUAUGAUGAUAUUUUUUUGGCUGCCAGUGGCACCAGGGCUCCUGGCAGCACAAACAAGAAGGGCAAAGCACCCAUGCACGAUCAUGUCAGCAACAAUGAUGGGCUUAAGGGCGCCAAUUCUAGGCACAAUGGCAAAAAAUUGCAAAGUGAGUUGUCCAGGCGAUGCUCCGCUAAGCGCUACAACAAGCCUGCAGAGCAGGCCGCUAGUUUUACAACUUUCAAACCCGCGGCAUCGAAUACAGUUCCUGCCACUGGACCGAAGAAAGAAACCCAUCGUGUUGAGAUUAACAAAUCAGCCUCUGAUGCAUUUUUGCCCAAUACCAAACAGUCUGACUAUCACAGGCAAGUGAGUGCGACGGAAGAACGCGCCACGCAGCAUUUACUGGACGAUCGGCCAAGGAGGAAGCCGGGUAAUAUCAAGCAGAACCUGAAGGUCUUCACUGAAGUAGCCCAGCAGGGCCAACGGACCAAACCCACAAAGCACAACCACGACCAUGGACGCAAUGCGCAGCAUAACGAUAACAAAAAUAGCAUGGGCAGUAUGGGUGGCGGUGUUAAUAAUGGCGCCCGUGGAGGGCAGAAUGGCAAGAUAGGAAGUACCAAAAAGCACCCGAGCGUCAAUGCCGCUUCCGGGGUUGGGGUCCACGGGAAGAGGAGGUCUGGCAGCUUCAAGGGCUUGGACCAUGAGCUGAGGCUGCCCCAAAUUGAGGAUUUAACAAUUUCAAAAUGA